This is a messenger RNA of Aureobasidium namibiae CBS 147.97, 1383 nucleotides long. RefSeq names its product 26S protease regulatory subunit 4. Lineage: Eukaryota; Fungi; Ascomycota; Dothideomycetes; Dothideales; Saccotheciaceae. Gene Ontology annotation, molecular function: proteasome-activating activity; ATP binding; ATP hydrolysis activity. The transcript has 2 exons. Bases 1 to 1383 code for a protein of 460 amino acids. The record is from RefSeq and is a predicted model, not a curated record. Gene Ontology annotation, cellular component: proteasome regulatory particle, base subcomplex. Gene Ontology annotation, biological process: proteasome-mediated ubiquitin-dependent protein catabolic process.
AUGCCAAGGUACCUUUGCCUCCACCCAUCCUACCCAUCACUCCUGCUUACACUCCCGCAGAAGGAUAAGCCCAAGUACGAGCCUCCGCCACAGCCCACCACUCGCAUCGGCCGCAAGAAGAGAAAGCAGGCCGGUCCGAAUGCCGCCGCUAAACUCCCCAACAUCUACCCUACCGCCCGCUGCAAGCUCCGAUACCUGCGCAUGCAACGCAUCCACGACCAUCUGCUACUAGAGGAGGAAUAUGUCGAGAACCAGGAGAGACUGCGCAAGGCCAGAGCUGCAACCGCCCAACAGCCCUCGUCCGCCCCCGCUGACAGUGAUGCCAUGGACCGCAACGCCGACGAAAGAAGCCGUGUUGACGACAUGAGAGGUAGCCCCAUGGGCGUCGGAAAUCUCGAGGAGCUCAUCGACGACGACCACGCCAUCGUUUCAUCUGCCACUGGUCCCGAAUACUACGUCAGCAUCAUGUCCUUCGUCGACAAGGACUUGCUCGAGCCUGGCGCAAGCGUUCUUCUGCAUCACAAAUCCGUCUCGGUCGUCGGUGUCUUGACAGACGACGCCGACCCUCUCGUCUCGGUCAUGAAGCUCGACAAAGCUCCCACUGAAUCAUAUGCCGACAUUGGUGGUUUGGAACAACAGAUCCAAGAAGUCCGCGAAGCUGUCGAGUUGCCCUUACUCCACCCUGAGCUGUACGAGGAGAUGGGCAUCAAGCCACCAAAGGGUGUCAUUCUCUACGGUGCUCCCGGUACUGGAAAAACACUACUCGCAAAGGCCGUUGCAAACCAAACCAGUGCUACCUUCCUGCGCAUCGUCGGUAGUGAAUUGAUUCAGAAAUACUUGGGUGACGGUCCUAGACUUGUGAGACAGCUCUUCCAGGUCGCCGCCGAGCAUGCCCCUAGUAUCGUCUUCAUUGACGAGAUCGAUGCUGUUGGUACCAAGCGUUACGAGUCCACCUCGGGUGGUGAACGUGAAAUUCAACGUACUAUGCUUGAGCUUCUGAACCAGCUGGAUGGUUUCGAUGACCGUGGUGAUGUCAAGGUCAUCAUGGCCACUAACAAGAUCGACACACUGGAUCCUGCCCUUAUCAGACCUGGUCGUAUCGAUCGCAAGAUUCUCUUUGAGAACCCCGACCAAAACACCAAGCGCAAGAUCUUUACCCUCCACACAUCCAAGAUGUCUCUGGCUGAGGAUGUUGACCUCGAAGAGUUUAUCAACCAGAAGGAUGACCUCUCGGGUGCUGAUAUCCGUGCCAUGUGCAGUGAAGCUGGUCUCAUGGCGCUGAGAGAGCGCAGAAUGAGGGUGAACAUGGCCGACUUUAGAUCAGCCAGAGAGAGUGUGCUCAAGACCAAGAGCGAGGGCGAGCCCGAAGGUCUCUACUUGUAG